UGGACUACUAGCUCCGGCCCAGUGAAUCCACUUAUCCAGACGCUUCUUGAGGAAUCCAGCGCACUAGCUUGUGCGACUCUGACGGCUUGCUGAAACCCCGCUAAUCGCAACUGGCGAACCGACAGCUGGAUGACCCUAAUUUGGUGCCAGGCGCGGUGAAUCCCAGCAUAUCGCCUGAUACGCUUGGGCAACUUUCCCCCGGUCCAUUGUUUUCGCCUCGCCAUCCUUGGCCCGUUAUUUACAGCCCGUCUUUUUUCCCUUUCAUAACCUCGUCUGCCCUUCCCCCUCUUCCUUUUCUUUCUUCCUCUUCUUCCUUUCCUCCCUUACAGUCCUUCAUUUCGUGCUACUCUGUCGCGCUCGUUUCGCUACUUACUUCUACACUUCAGUCAAUCUCAAACGUCUUUCGUUUCCUCGAUCCAUGCGUCAAGAUGAAGUUCAACAGCGCUAUCGCUCUCUCCUCCCUCCUGGCUCUGGCCGUCGCCCAGGACUCUUCCUCCACUACCAGUGCCGCGACGACCACUGCUAGCUUGUCUCCUCAGGCUUCCUGCGCUGCCAAGUGCGCUGAAACCGAGAUCUGCUGCAUCGCCAACUGCUACAGCGUUCCCUGCCCCGACAACGCCCAAGCCAACGACACCACCAGCUGCGUUGCCGCCUGCCCCCAGGGUUCCGGCUCCCCCAGCGACCAGAAAUCCUACGCCAGUUGCCAGAGCAGCUGCUACAGCAGCUACUUCUUCCCGGCCAGUGCCACGGGAGCGUCGGGCUCUUCCGCUACCACUGCCGGCUCCAACGACGCCAGCACCACCAAGAGCGGAAGCUCCUCUUCGUCGACCGGCUCUGGCUCCGACUCCAAGUCUGGCUCCUCCGGAACUAGCACCGCGACUGGUGCUCAUGCCAGCAGCACCGAGAACGCCGCUGCUAUCACGCAGCUCAAGCUGGGCGUUUCCGCAGCCGGUGUUCUUGGCUUCGUCUUGGCUGCUUGGGCUCUGUAAAUGAGCUGAGACGCUAUGCCUUGAUCGAUGAUUACAGUAUGAAGGGGGAAAGUGAGGAGGAAAGCUAUCUGUCUACUUGCACACUUAAUCCAGCGCUUUGUGUUAAUAUGAUUGAUUGAUUGAUUAAUUACGGGAAAGUAGCUAAUAUGGGAACUUGUCACUACUAACACUACCUGUUUAAAUUACUUUUACUCUCGUGGGUCAAUAAUUAACUUGAAUGAUUACUAUUUGCUUUGCUUUUGCUUGAUAAUUUUCUUGAAUCUGUAUACCUACUGGCCCAUCCGAAAUUGAUUGAUCACUUGUCCCUUUUAUCAUUCAUACCAGAUUUAUUUUACUACUACGUAGUGCUCAUGUAUUCUAUUCUACUGGUACUCCUGCAAUUUACCUAUCUUAAUUCAAAAACCACUCACAUGACCGCUUCUUCUUCCGAGAAACCCAAUCAUUUUGAC
Molecule: messenger RNA, 1438 nt
Organism: Aspergillus neoniger CBS 115656
Lineage: Eukaryota; Fungi; Ascomycota; Eurotiomycetes; Eurotiales; Aspergillaceae
Exons: 3
Coding region: 429-989 (186 amino acids)
Source: RefSeq, a predicted model, not a curated record